AUGUCUGCUGCACGGCAAGAAUAUCAGGCUGUACAAGGUCAAGAUCUUCUAAAUGAGAGUGAGGACAGUAAACAUCUACGCGAACCUAUCGGGGGAUUCAGUAGCGAGGAUGAAGAUGAUGCGUCACCUACAGAGGCCUUGCACAAAUCCCAACUUGAUGGCACUCCUCGAAGGUCGCCACCAAGGAAAGGCGAACACACGACGAUAGAUGUGAGCAAAGCGAGACGACCAUGGCGGCGGUUCUGCGCUUGCCUCAUACCUUCGAAGCGAGUAUGUAUACUCAUUACCAUUGUCUUAGCGGCUGUCAUUGGCGCAGCAAUUGGUGGUGGAGCGUGGGUCUACAAAUCCGCUCCUAAAGAUGGCCUGUCACCACCAUGGUAUCCAACACCAGUAGGAGGAACUGUCGAAAACUGGAAGAGGAGCUAUGAGUUGGCGCGUCAAAUGGUUGGUAAGAUGAGUCUUGUCGAGAAAGUCAACAUCACGACUGGUACCGGAUGGUCAAUGAACAUGUGUGUCGGCAACACUGGCACUGCGGAUUCUGUCGGCUUCCCCAGCCUCUGUCUGCAAGAUGGACCACUUGGUAUCCGCUUUACCGAUCAUGCCAGCUCCUUUCCUGCUGGCGUCACAGUUGGGGCGACUUGGUCCCACGAGCUCAUGCGCGCCCACGGAGUAGCUCACGGAAGAGAAGCAAGGCUGAAGGGUAUCCACGUUCUGCUGGGACCCUGCAUGGGCCCAAUCGGUCGAAAUCCAGCAGGUGGCAGAAACUGGGAAGGUUUUGGGUCGGAUCCCGUUCUACAAGCCGUUGGUGCUUACGAGACUAUUCAAGGCAUUCAAAGCGAAAAUGUCAUGGCGACAGCUAAGCAUUAUGUCGGCAACGAACAAGAGCACUUCCGACAGUCUUUUGAGUGGGGUCUGCCAAACGCCAUGUCUUCCAAUAUUGACGACCGAACACUUCAUGAACUCUAUGCUUGGCCUUUUGCCGAGAGCGUUCGAGCAGGCGUGGCUUCAGUGAUGUGCUCUUAUCAGAUGGUGAACAACUCCUACGCUUGUGGUAAUAGCAAGCUCAUGAAUGGCAUUUUGAAGGACGAAUUGGGGUUUCAAGGUUUUGUGCAGUCAGAUUGGCUAGCCCAGAGAAGUGGAGUUGGCAGCGCUUUGGCAGGUCUCGACAUGAGCAUGCCGGGCGAUGGACUUGGGUGGGCAGACGGUAAAUCAUUAUGGGGGAAACAGCUUAGCCUUGCAGUGCUGAAUCGAUCCGUCCCAAUCGAGCGUUUGGACGAUAUGGCAACUCGAAUAGUUGCUUCAUGGUACCAGAUGGGUCAAGAUAAGUGGGAGAAGCCGGCGCCUGAAGGUAAAGGUGGUCCCAACUUUUCGUCAUUUUCAACCAAGGAAAUAGAUCUACUACAUCCUGCCAGCAACAGCGAUGAGAAAGGAGUCGUCAAUCGGUUUGUGGACGUUCAAGGAGGUAACCCAGGGGAUCCUCCGCACAAGAUCGUGGCUCGGAAAGUGGCGGCAGAGGGCACAGUCCUUGUUAAAAACGAUGGAAUGCUUCCGCUUAGCAGGAAUCGCAGUGCCACUAUUGCCAUCGUGGGGGAAGAUGCAGGGCCUGGAGAGGGCCCCAACGUUUGCGAGGACAGAGCUUGCAAUCAAGGCACUCUGGGUUCUGGAUGGGGAUCUGGCGCGAGCGAAUUCCCCUAUCUGGUGGACCCGGCAUCCGGUUUCAAGGCCGCAGUCAAGAAUGCAAGCAUCAAGGUCAACACCUACUUGCAGAAUGAUCUCGAUCAAGACAUCCGAGCCAAGCUGAAAUUGAACGACUUGUGCAUUGUCUUUGCAAAUGCUAUCGCUGGCGAAGGUUUCAGGUCUUGGAACGGCAUUCGAGGCGACAGAAAUGACCUAAACCUUCAAAAAGGCGGGGAUGACUUGAUCAUAGCAACUACGGAAAGCUGUGGUGGUCCGACCAUCGUCGUCAUCCACGCUGUUGGACCGGUUAUCGUUGAAAAGUGGGCAGACCUACCGGGCGUUAAGGCGAUCCUGCUUGCAAAUCUUCCAGGCCAAGAAAGCGGAAAUGCUCUUGCAGAUGUCCUGUUCGGGAAUGUCGAUGCCAGCGGACGGCUUCCAUACACUCUUGGUAAGAGCCUAGGUGAUUAUGGGCCAGGCGCACAGAUCCUGUAUUAUCCAAACGGUGCGGUACCGCAGGUAGACUUCAACGAGAGUCUUUACAUCGACUACCGUCACUUUGACAAGAACGAGAUCGAGCCUCGAUAUGAGUUUGGGUUUGGCCUCUCGUACACCACGUUCGAGCUUUCUGAUCUUGUGCUCAAGAAACUGAAGCCGAAAUCUGCCUUACCCGCGCCGCGAUUGAAUGAAGUGCCGGCAACUGCUUCAAGCGGAGAUGUGCCUGAUCCUUCGACGGCAGUGCUUCCGGCAGGCUUUCGAAGGUUGAAGAAGUACAUCUACCCAUGGAUUGAAAGCACCAAGCUGGUAAAGAAAGGUCGCUACCCAUACCCCAGAGGAUAUGAUGAACCUCAAACACCAUCACCUGCAGGGGGCGCCGAAGGGGGUAACCCUGACCUUUUCGAACCAGUCAUUGAAGUAGCUGUCCGCGUCAACAAUACGGGAAAACGAUCAGGGAAAGAAGUGGUACAAUUAUAUCUCUCCUUCCCAGAUAAUGUGGUAGAGCCAAGCACCGGUGAACCUAUCGACUUCCCUCCGAAAGUAUUAAGGAAUUUUAAGAAGGUUGAGCUGAAGCGAGGCGGGUCGCAAGUUGUCAAGCUGGGAUUGACAAGGAAGGACCUAAGCUACUGGUCCACUGUUCAGCAGAAUUGGGUUAUGCCGGUAGAAGGUGAAUUCAAAAUUCGGGUUGGGCGAAGUUCGAGAGACUUGCCCCUCGAAGUUGUUUUUUGA
Endocarpon pusillum Z07020 is the source of this 2901-nucleotide messenger RNA. Its product is annotated as beta-glucosidase E. The record is from RefSeq and is a predicted model, not a curated record. Gene Ontology annotation, biological process: glucan catabolic process. NCBI's taxonomy places the organism in Eukaryota, Fungi, Ascomycota, Eurotiomycetes, Verrucariales, Verrucariaceae. Gene Ontology annotation, molecular function: beta-glucosidase activity. The coding region runs from base 1 to 2901 and encodes 966 amino acids. The transcript is spliced from 2 exons.